Molecule: messenger RNA, 924 nt
Organism: Branchiostoma belcheri (Belcher's lancelet)
Lineage: Eukaryota; Metazoa; Chordata; Leptocardii; Amphioxiformes; Branchiostomatidae
Exons: 1
Coding region: 1-924 (307 amino acids)
Source: RefSeq, a predicted model, not a curated record
AUGUCGAUGAACCAUCUGUCAGUCGAGCAUGCCAACAUCAGGGUCACAGUUAUUACCAGUGACUCUCGCGACAAUUCGCUGAAUCAACGGUCAACGUCCUCCCCUGUCGUCCACAAAAGUGCGGGAAAGAGUUUGACUCCCGUCUACCAGCGGAAAAGCGUUAAAUAUCUGGACGUCAAAGUCGAAUACUUCACUUUGAACCAACCGCGGGAAAUAUGCGAGGGUUACGGCGGUGGAGAAGCUUCUCACGGGGCGUCUUCUACCGCAAGAUCAAGGAGAUCGUCAUCAAGUUCACAAGAGAUACGCGUCAAAGGAAAAGCGCCAUCUAGUGACACAAAUGUUGACGGCAGGUCAGAACACCGCUCCUCAUCAGCUCAAGACAACUCCGGGGAUGAACGACGGAGCACGGAAGAAACAGCUCAACUCUGGACAUCUACAAGAAAAUCUGACUCGAAAAGCCACAAGAAAUCAAGUAAGCGUUCAAGGAAGUCUUCAACGUCUGCAGGUGUUGUGCCAGACAAGUUAGGCAGUUCUGCAGUGUGUAACGUCACACGUGUGACUCCUGAUUCGAAUUCAAGGCCAGUAUCAACUUUUUCACUGGUUCUGCUGCCCUUCAAACCACCAGAGAUUCCUGGGGAAACUGUUGUACAAGGUAGAAAUACGGAACUUAAAAGCUCAGAACCGAAGAGGCCCUCCUCAUCUGGAGUCCCACAAGUCAACCGAACUUCCGAAAAGCAGCCGCCACCCAAAGUCCUGCACAGAGCACCAUGGGUCGCAUGGGGGCGCUGGCACGAGGCCGUGGAAGACGAAAGAAGAUCGGAAGUCCUGUCUAGUCUUAUGUACAAAUAUAAUAAGACUAUCCCUUUCCCCCUAUUGCCACUCACUCGACCGCUAGUUAAGGGUUCCUCACUGAAUAAGAUGUGA